Messenger RNA from Notodromas monacha, 3972 nucleotides. Lineage: Eukaryota; Metazoa; Arthropoda; Ostracoda; Podocopida; Cyprididae. The record is from the annotation of a GenBank genome assembly.
UUCCGGCCAUUCUGUUUCAGUUCUGAUGACGUGCGGAGGUCGCUGGAUUUCCUCGACCAGGUCUUGCACGAAUACGACAGCGACAGCACGACAACCUCCCGACCAGAUUCCACGUCUCUGCCGCCGCUCAUAUUGCCGUCAGCAUCAGACGCCACCAGCAGCCACGAUCUGCCGCCGCCACUGCAGGCAUCCACGCCCAAGCGUCGGGAAAUGUCGUUGACGACGACGACGACGCCGGCGGCGGUGUCGGUUGUAGCUGGGAAAUCCAGGGCGCCCCCGCCGCCUCCUGUCAAGCCCAGUGGCCUCGUCGGCAGCAAAUCCAACUCAUCGACACCCCUCAGUCCCAUCAUAAACAAGAGUGAUAUUCAGCAGCAGCAGCAGCAGCAGGUGGCGCAAGAGCCAGAAAAGACGAGAGACCCGAAUAAGUCUGGCUUGAAGCGAGAAAAGUCCUUCAGGGAGUUGCUUUCGCAGAGUGCCGGGGACUUGAUCCAUGGGACAAAUAGGCCAGCCCCACCUGCUGAUGGGACCAGCAGCAAGAAGACCAGAAAUGAUGAUGAUGAUGAUGAUGAUGUGGAGAAUCAUGAAGAGGAAGAGCCUACUUAUCAGAAUCUUCAUGUGACAGCAGCAGUAGAUGAGGCUGGUGGUGGUGUUGGGGUGUUGCACCGCCUGAAUAAGAAGCCUGCUGCUGCUGUUGCUGCUGGGGACCAAGUUGGUGGAGGUGGAGGAAUAAGCAGCAGUCCUUCCACAGCUGCUGCCAGUAGCUUCUCAUUGCCUUUGGACAACCUGAAAAUUCCGUCGACGUCGCCAGUGUCAGCGACAUCGGAAGGAGCCCGUCUGAAGUCAUCAUCCACCAACUCCAGUCACCAUCAUCAACAUCAGGUGCACCACCAGCACCACCACACCCACCACUUGCGCCCACCACCUUCAGCAUCCUCCAGCAGCAGCAACUGGACCCUGGCCAAAUCCCCAGUCACAACCAUGACGAAGGUCUUGAAACCCUCGGACCUUCGUCAAGUGCCUCAUCAUCACAGAUUCCCCAGGCAACAGGAACAAGAAGAAGAGGAAGAAGAAGAAGAAGAAGAAGAAGGAGGCGACCAUCAGGGAAUGAAGAAGCUGAAACGGGCCAGGAGGAGUCAGAGCACCAGUGCUGGCCCCAGCAGCAGCAGCAAUGGCACCAGUAGCGGGAGCAGGAAGGCCAAGAGGGCGGCGUCGGCGGCAGCUGGCCCGAAAUCCCUGCCCAGUGCGGGACAGGACCAGUUUUACUACUUUGGCUGCGACCCGUUCCAGGGCUCGGCUGCUGCUGUUGGCACCAACAAAAAGCUGGCCAAGCACCAGCAACAGCUGGGAAAUGCUGCUGCCAGCACAUCAGCAGAUGCCAAACGGAUGAUGAGCAAAAGUGUCGACAAGCUGAUGAUGCCACAAGUCCCGUCAGCGUCGUCGUCAUCGUCGUCAAAGAAGUCAUCCAACACCAACGUCAACAAGGGCAAUAAUAAAACCCGGAACAACCCCGCGACCACCAUCAUGACCGGAACUUCCUCUUCCAAGUCCUCGGCGGGUUCUUCCGGCCCGUUUUCCCUCAUCAACCCCAACAUCACGUUGCCAACCCCUCCGACCCCGUUGCCGGAUUACUCGGAUUCCUCGUGCGACGACGACGAGGACGUCGACGAGAACGGGGCUCGUCGACACCACCACCACCGACGACGUCGACGGCGGGUGAAUGCCAGCAGCAUCAGUGACAGUGUCGACGACGACAGCGACACCAGCAGCAGCAGUUUCCCAUCGGAUAUUGAGAAGCCCAGAGUGAAGCGGUCCCAGCACAAGAAAAGUCAUGCUGCUGCUGCUUCUGCAGCUGUUGUUGGCAAAGAUGCUCAAAAGGUGUCUGUCAGGAAAGUCAGUUGUGCUGAGUCAAUCUGGUCAUCAGCCAGUUUCGACUUUGUGGACAACCAGGCAGACUACGACCUCUACAAGAGCGUGAACCACCGUCAAGAGCUGGAGGAAGCUGCUGCUGAACGAGCCCUGGGGCUGGGGCACAGCAGCUUGAAGCAGAAGCCCGGCGGGUUGCGGAAACCCAGGGCCAAAUUUAAAUUAUAUAAUUUCAUGACCGGAACUUCCUCUUCCAAGUCCUCGGCGGGUUCUUCCGGCCCGUUUUCCCUCAUCAACCCCAACAUCACGUUGCCAACCCCUCCGACCCCGUUGCCGGAUUACUCGGAUUCCUCGUGCGACGACGACGAGGACGUCGACGAGAACGGGGCUCGUCGACACCACCACCGACGACGUCGACGGCGGGUGAAUGCCAGCAGCAUCAGUGACAGUCAGCAGCAAAAACAGCGUCAGGAAGGCAGAGAAUCUUCCUUCUCCGACGAUUCCUUGGAAUCCAGCGAAAGAAGGCGAAGACGUGCUGCUUCCAGAUCAGCCUCUCUGCAGCAUCAAAAUUCGUCCACCAACAACAAAAUUCCCAGUACAGCGAAUGUCAAGAGAACUGACUCGGUGCAAGACACUGCAAAAAUUGGCAGCAGGAACAACAAAAAUGGAGGCGACAGCAGGAAGAAGAACGUCAAUAAGUCGGCUCCUCCUUUGGCAGACUUGAAAAAGUUGGAACAGGAUGAGAACUUGUCCACUUUGCGCAGUGACAAAACCACAACUGGUGCUGAGUCAAUCUGGUCAUCAGCCAGUUUCGACUUUGUGGACAACCAGGCAGACUACGACCUCUACAAGAGCGUGAACCACCGUCAAGAGCUGGAGGAAGCUGCUGCUGAACGAGCCCUGGGGCUGGGGCACAGCAGCUUGAAGCAGAAGCCCGGCGGGUUGCGGAAACCCAGGGCCAAUGACACUGGAACGAUUGUGAAGCAGCGGUUGAUGAACAAGACGAUCGCGGACAAGAUCCCCGCUGGACUGCUGAAUGCGAGCAGGAGGAUCAUGCCGCAAAAAAUUGCACUUCCCGCGCCGAAUCUGCCUCCGCAGCUGCUGAUGACGAGCCACAAGCACGAGGAUCGGAAUUCCUUGUCGUCUAUCGACAGUGGCACCAAGACCAGUUUCAGCGGCUCCAACAAGAGUCCGAGUCACUCGUCUCCGUCUUCCUCGCCGGGAAUCGGCGACUGUGUCAAAGAACAGCUCAACAACAACUCGUCCAACAGCAAAAACAACAACAACAACAUCAUCAAUACCAUCGGUGGGAACAACAGCAAUAAUACGAAACCUCGUCGACGCUCAGCAUCCUCUUCAUCAUCUUCUUCCUCCUCCUCCUCAUCAUCUGGCUCCGACUCCAACUACAACUCUGACGACUGCCGACGCCGCCACAACAACAAUAACAACAGCAACGGCGGCACUAAAACCGUUGACACCCGGCUGAGCGACAGCCUCGAGGGUUCGUCGUCGUCCACCGGCGGCAGCGGAGGCGGGGGCGGCGGAGGAGGACGCCAUCAGAAGCAGUUCGACCUCGUUAAACAGCUGAUGGCUGAGGGCAAGAUCGAGGGCAUCGACGACAGCCCGCCGAGUUUCGCGCCGCCGCCACCGCCGCCUCCGAAACCCGCGCGCACCAGCCUCUUGCUCACUAAUAAUAAUAAUAAUAAUAAUAAACACCAAAGCCAGCAGCAACAACAACAACAACAACAGCAGCAAUUCCCGCAAGAUGGCGUGACUAGGAUGGCGAAUUACUUCGAACAGAACAACAGUAGUAGCCAACAACAUCAACAAAGGAUGAUGAGGGACUCGAGAAGAAACAGCGCUUGUCUCUCUACUGCUGUCGGUGGCAACACUCAUCAUGCUGGCAAUAAUAAUAAUAACAAUAACAAUAACAAAGAAGAACCGGCGCCAUUUGUGUCGCUGGACAACAGCAGCAGCACUAGGGGAUCCACCAGCAAGAGCAACAAUAACAAUGCUCAGCAGCAGAGGAACAGGGAGGACCAAGGCAGUGUGCAAGUGAAUGAGAGGAUCCUCGCGGCGCACAAGCGACACCUGGAGAGCAAGGACCAA